Danio aesculapii is the source of this 2447-nucleotide messenger RNA. RefSeq names its product gastrula zinc finger protein XlCGF8.2DB. The transcript is spliced from 3 exons. The record is from RefSeq and is a predicted model, not a curated record. The coding region runs from base 134 to 1312 and encodes 392 amino acids. Lineage: Eukaryota; Metazoa; Chordata; Actinopteri; Cypriniformes; Danionidae.
UUCAGGUGAUAACUCUAUUCUUGUAACCAGGGAUGUGCCACUGACAACAGUGAUGCGGAUCCAAAUGCACGUUUAUUAGCGAGGUCAGACAGAGAAACUCCUGCUGAAGCGACUGAGCUCCACUAUUAUAAAGAUGGCCUUUAUUAAAGAGGAGAGUGAAGACCUGAAGAUUGAGGACACAUUCAGAGUCAAACAUGAAGAUCCUGAGCAGCUAACAGAGCUGAUGGAGCUGAAAGAGGAGACUGAACUACUCCAUGAAGAAGAAGAGAAAGAUCAAUAUAAGAAGCGUCUUGGCUUCAAAACUGAAGAAACAUCUUUUAGUUGCUCAGACACUAAGAAGACUUCCUCAAAGAAAAGAACCCAAAGAACCAGAGAUGAAAAGUCUUUCCUCUGCCAACAGUGUGGGAAGAGUUUUAGGCAACAUAGGCAACUUAAGGUCCACACGAGGAUCCACACUGGAGAGAAAUCUUACUCCUGCCAAGAGUGUGGAAAGAGUUUCAGUCAAUCUUCUUCACUUAAUGUCCACAUGAGGACUCACACAGGAGAGAAGCCUUAUACCUGUGAGCAGUGUGGAAAGAGUUUCAGACAAAGAAAAACCCUUGUUGGACACAGAAGAGUUCACACUGGAGAAAAGCCUUACACUUGCAAACUGUGUGGAAAGAGCUUCAGUCAAGUUGAAGGGCUUGGAAUCCACAUGAGAAUUCACACUGGAGGGAAGCCCUUCACCUGCCAAGAGUGUGGGAAGAGUUUCAGCAGUAAGGAAACCCUCAGAAAACACAUGACAGUUCACUCUGGAGAGAAGAUUUUCACCUGCAAACAGUGUAGAAUACGUUUCACUCAGAAGGUCAGCUUUAAGAAACACAUUUUAGUUCACAAUAGUGAGAAGCCUUUCACCUGCAGUCAGUGUGGAAAGAGUUUUGAUCAAGAAAAACAUCUUAAAGUUCAUAUUAGAGUUCACUCAAGAGAGAAGCGCUUCACAUGCUCUCACUGUGGAAAGAGGUUCAGUGAUAAGCACCGCUUUGAAGACCACAUGAGGAUUCACAAUGGAGAGCAACCCUACACGUGCACUCACUGUGGAAAGAGUUUCAGCUACAAAGGUAACAUGAAUGCCCACAUGAGAAUCCACACUGAGCAAAAGUCUUUCACCUGUGACCAAUGUGGGAAAAAUUUCAACCAAAUAGGACACCUUAACAUACAUAUGAGGGUUCACACUGGAGAGAGACCCUUCAGGUGUGGUCACUGUGAAAAGAGUUUCAAACAUGAUUCGGGGCUUAAAUACCACAUGAAUAGCGCUCACAAAUGUACACAUUAGGUCAGUAGGUGGAGAAAGUGGUGUUUUGUGGCUGAUCAAACACAUUUGACCACAUUAUGGAAGCAGAUUCUGUUCAGACACCGUUUUGACAUGUGGGAACCUCCUGCUGUCCUUAGUGAAACCAAUACUAAAGUGGCUGAAACUGCAGGACAAAGUAUAAAGACUGCAUUGGUUUUUGAGUGGUGUUAGAUUUGAGUGCAACUUUGAAACUGUGUGUCUGCUAUAUCAACUUAAGAGUUGGCUUGGUAUUUUCUGGCACUGUACUUCAAAUGUUUAAAUAUUACACAUGGCUAGUGUUGCACCAGCUGAUCAUAAGUCCUUUUUUCCCUCAAUGAUUUUGGAACUUUAACAUGUACAACCCCAAAUCAAAAUAGUUGGGACAGUAUGGAAAACGCUAAUGAAAAUAGAAAGUAGGGAUUUCUAAAUGUACUUUGAUUUGUAUUUCAUUGAAGACAAUAUGAACAGAAUAUUUCAUGUUUUGUCUGGUCAUCUUCAUUUCAUUUGUAAAUAUUCAUCCUUUCCUGUCAUUCAGACCUGCAACACACUCCAGGAACAGUUGUAAGAGGAGCAGUUCAGGGCUAGUUAACAGGUAAACUGGUGAAAUAAUGAUGUGAUGUGAAACAGGUGAUGUCAACAGGUGACUGUGAUUAUGAUUUGGUACAAAAGCAGCAUCUAUAAAAGGUCUAGUCCUUUAGGAGCAAAGAUGGGCUGAGGAUCGCCAGUUUGCCAACAAAUAUGAGAGAGAAUGACUGAACUGAUUAAACACAAUGUUCCUCAGAGAAAGAGAUGAAGACAUGUGGAUAUUUCACCUUCAGCAGUGCAGAACAUCAUUACAUCCUCAAAUACCAGUGAAAAUGUACUGUGCCAAAAGGAAGCCCUAUGUUAACAGUGUCCAGAAGCAUCGUCCACUUCUCUGGAGGUUUCUGGGAUGGACCAUCACACAGUUGAAACGUGUACUGUGCUCAUAUGAAUCAGUAUUUCCGGUAUUUUGGGGAGAAAUGGACGCCGUGUGCUCAGGACCAAAGAAGAAAAGGAUCAUCCAGACUGUUACCAGCAACAACUCCUAAAGCCAGGGUCUGUCACGGUUAUGUUCAGGGACUAAAUAUUACUUUAAUAAAUAUACCUGUUUAAUAAA